UGCCAUUUACAGAUGGAGUUACAUACACGUCGAUUGUACACAUGAUUUAAAGAACGCCUGGUCCUUGCUUUGAAAGUUUCGUUUUUUACAGAAAUACUUUGGAAACCCCCCCACCACCACCCACAGGAGCGCUUUUAAGAGUCGGACGGGACCACCGGCUCCUCCUAGUAAAAGAACAGGCGGCGGACGCCCCCCGGAAACCUCGCUCCUCCUCGGGAAGCGUUGGCAGGCAACUGGCACGGAGGCUCUCGCGCCUGCAGGGCGCAUGUGUCGACCGGGAGGUGGCCAUGGUAUAGAGAGGCACAGUGAAGGGGGGCGUUUCUGAUGGCAGAUCCUGUUCCCUCCGGCUUGCUGGAAGUGUGUGUUGUAAUUGGAGUGCCAACAGAUAAGUUAAAGGAAACUUGCCAGAUACAGCCACAGGGAAAAGGGGGAGAAUGGCCACUUCUUGAUCCUGAAGUCCUGCAAGUGCACGUUCCUCCGUUCGUGACGAAAGAGAAUGCAUUUGAGUCGAGCAGCGCGUUCAACAGAGUCCAGCGUCGGCGCUCGUUCAUAAAGAAGAAGAGGGAGAAGCCUGACGCGACUUCGAAAGAAAACCCAGAGAGCAGUGAGCCAAAAACAGAGGAUAUCAGCGUCCCCAAAGACAUUGAUCUUAUUGGACUGCCACAGCUUUGCUUUCCUGGAGGGCUUCAAGUAACCAAUGAGCUGAAAGAAGACCGCUUCCACUUCCUGGUUUUCACUGACGUCUUUGGGACCAGAACCUAUGGAGCAGUUGUUCAAUACUACAGGCCAGUACAGUUCUCACAGGAUGCCGUUUGCUAUCAAAAUGGGCAGAUGCAUUGGUCUGCUUCCAGAGCUCCCCGACUCUAUACUGCCUUUGGCAUCUGUAUUAUAUCCAAAUAUGCUUACUACAAUGCCCUCAAGGACUGCCUUUCAUGUCUAGUGGCACAGCUGAAGUCUUACAGAGGGAUGGACUUUGAAGACAGAGUCAAGGAAUUUGCUGCAAAACUGGCCUUAGUGCCAACCCCCCCACCUGGACAACUUCAUUUGGCGUUCAAUAUGAAGCCUCUGCAGAUUGUGCUUCCUUCAAAAGAGGAUUUGGAUCACCCUACUGUUGAUUUGGAUCUCCAUCUUCCUUUGUUGUGCUUCAAUGCCAAACAGAUUUUGCAGAUCAUCACGUGUUUCCUGACGGAGCAGAGGAUUGUGUUCUUCUCCUCCGACUGGGCCCUGCUCACGCUGGUGUCGCAGUGCUUCAUGCUGUACAUCCACCCCCUGCAGUGGCAGCACACCUUCGUGCCCAUCCUCUCCAGACAGAUGCUGGAUUUCGUCAUGGCGCCGACCUCUUUCCUCAUGGGCUGCCACAUCGAUCACUUGGAAGAAGUCGAAGCGGAGACAAAUGACCUGAUUUUGAUAAAUAUUGACAAUGGCACAAUAUUUGCUUCAAAUACAGACAUCCCAUCUAUGCCAUUGGCUUCAGCAGACUGUUUCAUGAGACGGCACGCAGGGCUUCAGGUCCAUUACGAUCUGGAGCUGUCUCAUCUUGGGACCAGCAUUGACAUGAACGACCUGAGAAUGCAGAGAAGACAGUGGCAGCAGAAGCUGAAUCGUGAAAUACAGCAGGUUACCUUAGAGCUAAUAGUCAAUAUCCUUAGGGAAGUCAAUGAUCAUCUGAAUUAUGAACACAGAGUGUUUAACAGUGAAGAAUUUCUCAAGUCCCGAGAACCAAUGGACCAGCCAUUUUACGAAAAGGUUUUAGAGACGCACAUAUUUCAUUCCUUCCUGAAAGCGCGGCUCAGCAGGAAAAUGGACGCUUUCAGUCGGAUGGAGCUGAGCAGUCGAUCGGAAGCCCAUAGAGUGAAGCCCUCGAUGGACUCUCCCCGAAGGCCUACCAUGCAAGAAAUGGCUCGAAAGUACAGCAGUCCUGAGAAUCGCUUGAGCAAGCGCCUGGGGAUGAGCAUGCCGAACCUGGAAGAGGAGAGGACUGUGGGCUUCCCAGUGAGACAGGCCUCACUCAAGAAACUGGGCACAGAGAACGCCCUUAUGAUUCCCAAGAUGCCCAUCACCCUGUUUAAGCUCCCAGAGUUCCCUGCGCCCUUAGUUUACCAUUAUGUCCAAAACUAUUACUCGGAACUGAUAAGCCUGCUGGGGAAGGCUAUUGCCAGUGUGCCUACGGAGAAUUCCACCCUCCUAGCCAGAUACUUCUACCUGCGGGGCUUCAUCAACACCAUCAGCGGGAAGAAGCUAGAUGCUCUGAGCGACUUCCAGAACCUCUACAAGACGGACAUCGAAAUCUUCCCCACGGACCUGGUGAAAAACCUGGUGGAUUCCCUGGCGCGGGAGGAGCGGGCCCAAGCCGAUAAGCGCUCGGAGCUGAAGCGGCUGAUUAGCAAAAUGAAAAAAGACAACGAGCGGGACCUGGUGAAGUCGGAUGACCACGUCAAGAAGUUUGAGCUCCCAAAGAAGCACAUGCAGCUGGAGGAUUUCGUCAAGCGGAUCCAGGAGUCUGGUAUAGUGAAGGACGUCGGGACAAUUCAUCGCCUGUUUGAUGCGCUGACUGUCGAAUCUUUUAAGAGUGGCUUGAGUUGGCAAGGUCUGGAUGCAGCAAUGAGGGCAUCUUCGCAAUCUGUAUUUUACCUUGAUUCGUCUCUGGAUGGCCAGCAGAAGCAGAUUGACCCCGAGGUGUUCCGAGUCUUCUACACUUUCUGGAAGGAGACAGAGGCUGAAGCCCAGGACGUGCACCUCCCUGCCGAAGUCAUAGAGCACCUGGACACCAACGAGUGUGUGUACAAACUGUCCUGCUCUGUCAAAACCAACCAUGGCGUGGGCAAGAUUGCCAUGACGCAGAAGAGACUCUUCCUACUCACAGAAGGCAGACCAGGCUACAUUGAGAUCAGCAAAUUCAGAGACAUAGAGGAAGUGAAAAUUUCUUCUGCGCCUUUCCUUUUACUGAGAGUGCCUUCGUUGAAGAUCAAGACGAGCUCAAGAAAAGAGGUUUUCGAAGCUAAUCUGAAGUCAGAGUGUGACCUGUGGAAUCUGAUGGUGAAGGAAAUGUGGGCUGGGAGGAAGAUGGCGGAUGAUCACAAGGAUCCCCAGUACGUGCAGCAGGCUUUGACAAACGUUCUGCUCAUGGAUGCUGUGGUUGGUUGUCUUCAGUCACAGAAAGCUAUCUUUGCUGCAACUAAGCUGGCAUACUUCGACAAAAUGAAGCAUGAGGUUCCUAUGAUGGUUCCCAAAACGACAUCCGAGACCUUGAAGCACAAGAUUAACCCGUCCCUUGAUCUGACAGCUCCUCAGGCUGUGGAUGUCUUGCUAUACACUCCAGGCCAGCUGAGUUUCUCUGAUUCUGGCAGCGAUGGGAACCCAAAAUUAUGGUGUGCGCUCAGCGAUGGGAAGGUAGUGGUGUUCGAUGCAGCGAGCUGGUCGAUACAGCAGAACUGUAUUCAAGUGGGAGCCACCCGACUGAACUGCAUGCUGGGCUUGGAUCAGAGCCAGGUGUGGAUUGGCUCCCGGGAUUCUGUCAUAUACAUCAUAAACAUUCGGAGCAUGUCCUGUAACAAGCAGCUGACUGAGCACCGCAGUGAGGUGACCGAUAUAGCCACAGAGGAGAAAACUGACAAGUUCAGCCAGAUGCAAGCCUACUCCUGCAGCGCUGACGGCACUGUAAUUGUCUGGGAUGUGUUCACACUUAAAGUCAAAAAGCAGUUUCACGUGACUUGUGAGAGACUCACUUCCAUCAGGCCAAUGAAUGGAACACUGUGGUGCUGUGGUAAAGACUGCAUCGUAGAACUCAGGAAAAAUGGAAUGACAAAUCGCAAGAUGACACUUCCAGACCAUCUCAGAGAUAUUCCUACAUUCUUCUGCAGUUUCAUACUGUUUAUCGAGAAGGACCAGCUGUGGACAGGCUGUGCAGAUGCUGGUGAGCUGUGCGUCUGGCAUGUCAGAGACCUGACCAAGCCCUUCCACAGGAUCCAGCUGCAGGACUGUGCCGGCGUCAGCUGCAUGAUAAAGGUCAAGAACCAGAUCUGGGUGGGCAGCCAAGGGAAGACUCCUGGGAAGCCCAGAGGGAAGAUCUACGUGGUGGACACGGAGAAGCACAGUGUGGAGAAGGAGCUGGUGGCCCACACAGACUGCGUGCAGGCCCUGUGCUCUGCUGAGGACCGCUACGUGCUCAGUGGCUCGGCUUCCGAAGACGGGAAGAUAGCCAUCUGGAAGGUGGAGUAGAGCAGGCCUUCCGACCGGAGUUCGUUCCUUGAAGCCGUGGGCCGGUGGACGGACUUUUCCUUCUGCGGCAUGCUGGGAUCAGGAUCUUCGGACCACGGGGGAAAACAAACUUGGCCUUCUGGGUGUGCAACAGGUUUUAAAAUGGUGGGAGACACAGACCGUUUUUUGUGAAGGAUAAUUGUGAUGGCGUGUAGUUAACUUGGGGGGAAGAGGACUCACAGAGCAGAGAACUUUCAGAAGUCAUGUUGAAAAAUCGCUCGAAGGCAAAACCACCACCCGCCUUUAGGGUAUUUAGGAUAUUUUGAGCUGAGGUGGAAUGAAGACAUUGUGGAUCCCCAGACUCAUGUCUGGAGGUUCAUAUUAUAGAUGAUGGAAAUCUAUGUUUUUCCAUGAUCUUCCAUUUUAAGUACUAAAAAUAAUCUUUUCGUAAAGACGUACACAUUUUUCUCAAAACAUGUUUCUUUGAGAGUAUUACUUUUAAUUCAAGGUAGUCCUUGAAGUUGUAUUUUUUUUUUUACUAUGCACGUUUUUAUUUAUGUCAAUGUAAAUUAUAGACAGUAUCUCUCAGUCUAUCGAGAAAAAAACAGUUGGUUUGAAUUGUAGUUUAAAAAGACAUUUAAACUACAUUUAAAAACAUUUAAUUUAAGGAAAAAAGAAUCUUCAGUUUUAAGUUAACAUUCAAGAAUGUAGUGUGAUGUUGAGGUGGAAGUUGAAAACAAACCCAGGCAACUGAACAAAGGGAUUAUUUCAUUAAUUUGUUUCUGUACGUUCUUGCUUCUAUACAACGUUUCCAAAAGAAUACAUUUUAUAAGAACUUGGUUCCUUUUUUCAGGAGAUUACUGCUAGGACUGAAAUAUAUACUAAUUUGAAGCUUAAGAAGAACAAAGUGUGUUUUACUUUGAACCAACCCAAUUGUCUGUUUUCUUUUUUAACAUGCGCUCAUUCUGAACAAAAUCAUCCUCCAGUGAUAUUUAAGGAUGUGCUGUUGACGCACAACCACAUUUCACACGUAUUGUUGUUUUCUUACAUUAAGUACGGAUUUUUUUUAAUGUUUGAAUACUAUUUAAUUAAAUCUUGUUAAACAGUUAUAAGUGAAAGCAAUGUUCACUUGAAUAGUCAUAUUUUGGAAUAUGACUGAUUUACACUGUAUAUUGUUCCAUCACCAACAGCUAGUUUUAUAUAACUACCAGUAAAAAAUAUAAGAAAUGCUAUGUAAUUACUUCAAAAGGGUAUAUUUUGAAAGAUGAACAAAAAAGAGCCUGUAAAUGAAACCCUAUAUAUAGUUAUAACAUUAAGGUUAAUGGAAUAGUUUCAAUAUUAAAUAGCAACAUGUUUGCACACAAAA
Messenger RNA from Lepisosteus oculatus (spotted gar), 5563 nucleotides. It is a transcript of the gene dennd3a, whose product is annotated as DENN/MADD domain containing 3a. Gene Ontology annotation, molecular function: protein binding. Gene Ontology annotation, biological process: regulation of Rab protein signal transduction. Gene Ontology annotation, cellular component: cytoplasmic vesicle. NCBI's taxonomy places the organism in Eukaryota, Metazoa, Chordata, Actinopteri, Semionotiformes, Lepisosteidae. The record is from RefSeq and is a predicted model, not a curated record.